AUCCAGACUAGAACCAUCAUUUUAUACUGAUAAUCAUCCUGAGGCGAAGGCACAUAUGUAAAACCAGUGAAAUCUUCCAUGUUUGACUUCACUGGGUAACUUGGAGCUGCCCCCCUGACCCUCCUGAUGACCCUACAUGACAAAUCAGAUUUGCUUACUUUGAAGUAGGCGUAUUGCAGGUAUCUGUACGGCUCUCUCCUCUCAAAUUCAUCAAUGGUGUCACGGCUGGGCAUGGUCUGCCUGAAAGCGGGCAGCCCCUGUUUGCAGCGCUUCAGGCACUGCGCCCUCUUCAUGACGUUACCAAAUGCGUGCAGCUCUGGAAACUCCGCAAACUUCUGCUCGUCGUCAAGCCUCACGGAGCUGCAGUUGAGGUUACAGAAGGCCUCGCUGUCCCGCAGCAGCCGGUACAACCGCAGAGACACCUCCAGUUACGACCGCGGCAGCACCUACAACGUGUUUGUUGGGAAGAAGCAGCUGAUCGAAGGUAUGGACAAAGCUCUGGUGGGGAUGUGUGUCAAUGAGAGGAGCCUGGUGAAGAUCCCCCCUCACCUCGCCUAUGGAAAACAAGGAUAUGGAGACAUCAUCCCCCCUGACUCCAUCCUCCACUUUGACGUCCUGCUGCUUGACGUGUGGAACCCGGAGGACGGUGUCCAGAUCAAAACCUACCACACACCUUCAGCCUGCACCAGAAAGGUGGAGGUGUCUGACUACGUGCGUUACCACUACAACGGAACUCUGUUGGACGGGACGCUCUUUGAUUCCAGCCACACCCGUAUGCGUACCUACGACACUUACGUUGGGAUUGGGUGGCUGAUCGCCGGUAUGGAUCAGGGCCUUCUGGGAAUGUGUGUUGGAGAGAGACGCAUCAUCACUAUGCCUCCGUCACUUGGAUAUGGAGAGAAUGGAGAUGGCAGCGACAUCCCAGGACAGGCGUCCUUGGUGUUUGAUGUUGUUCUUUUGGACCUCCACAACCCCAGAGAUGGAAUUGCAGUGACCAAUCAAAUAGUGCCCGAGUCCUGCACGAGAAAGACCGUCUCUGGAGACUUUGUGCGUUAUCACUACAAUGGCAGCCUCCUCGAUGGAACAUUUUUUGAUUCCAGCUACUCUCGUAAUCGUACCUAUGACACCUAUGUGGGUCAAGGCUAUGUGAUUGCUGGCAUGGAUGAAGGUCUCAUUGGAGUCUGUGUCGGAGAGAAACGCACCAUCACCAUCCCCCCACAUCUCGCCUAUGGAGAGGAGGGCACAGGCUCUAAGAUUCCCGGUUCAGCUGUGCUGGUGUUUGACAUUCACAUCAUCGACUUCCACAACCCGUCAGAUAGCACUGAGAUCACCGUCACCUACAGGCCAGAGGAGUGUGAUAAGACAACGAAGAAGGGAGACUUUAUCAAAUAUCACUACAACGCCUCUCUGAUGGACAGCACAUCCAUUGACUCCACCUAUAAUUAUGGAAAGACAUAUAACAUCGUCCUGGGUGCUAACCAGGUAGUCCCAGGGAUGGAGGACGGACUGAUGGAAAUGUGCGUAGGCGAGAAAAGGCAUCUUGUUAUCCCCCCUCACCUCGGCUAUGGGGAAAGAGGAGUCACUGACGAAGUUCCAGGAAGUGCUGUGCUGGUGUUUGACGUUGAGCUGAUGGACAUAGAGGAAGGACUCCCUGAAGGCUACAUGUUCAUCUGGAAUGACGACGUUUCUGCGGACCUUUUCUCUGAAAUGGAUAAAGACAACAACAAGCUGGUGGAGCCCUCUGAGUUCACUGACUACAUCAUGCGGCAGGUGAACGAGGGCAAGGGUCGCCUGGCUCCUGGCUUCGACCCUUAUCGCAUCAUUGACAACAUGUUUUCCAACCAGGACCGCAACGGAGAUGGAAAGAUCACAGAGGCAGAAUUCAAACUUAAAGCAGAUGAGUCUGCCUCCCAUGAUGAGCUAUGAUGGGACUGAGUGUAAAACUCAGAUAAAGGUGUGGGCUGAAGGGUCAGACAGCAGGGAGGUUGUCAUACAUUUGCGGGUGGUAGAAUAGAAAAAGAUGGAGUUGUAUGUGUAACAUAGGCAAGUGUGGAGUGAGAAAUGUGAGUUGUUUUUGUUUUAGUUUUAUUUUUAUGGUCAAAGAGAAUCUUGUCCUCAAAGAGCCAAAUGAGCCUGAGAAGAAAGAGAGAGGAUUUAGGAACAAGAAUAUUUUUGAGAGCUAAAUAUUGGAAAAAAACACAUAAUUUGAGGACUGUAAAGACAGCGAAUGACUUUUUUUUAACCUUCUGUACCCUCAAGUUCUUGUAUUGUUUUAUGUGAGUUUUUUUUUAUUAUUUUAUUUUGAAGGGUACAAAAGCACUCCUGUGUGAGAAAACAAACCAAGGCCUCAUUCCCUGAUCUCUUCAUUCAGCACCCCUUACUGAAUUUCAUCAUUGUUGACAUGAUGUGGUUGCGAGUGAAAAUGUGUUUUCUUCUCACCGGGUGUCAGCUUGUCUCUGAAAUAUGUGACAGUCUUCCAGGAGCAAGCAGUCGGGUCUCACUCACAGUAAUGGACAAAAGGAAGAAUUUGUUUCUGAGUUACCACUCAUUUAUUGAUGAAAGUAAGUAAUCAUGAGUUUUAAUUGAUGUAGUUUACAGCUGGCAGUUUCCACUGUUUUAUGUUUAAAUGUCAGGACGCCUUCUGUGUUUUCUGCUGUUCAGAUGAUCCAAAGUGACACUGAAAAUCCAAAAAUGUCGUUGAGGUUUUUCAGUCUUUCGGGCGCUUUUGGUCGUGUCGCUUGUUUUUGUCUCAGUUCAAAUGUCAACACCUGAUUGUGUGUGUGAGUGUGUGAGUGUGUGUGUGUGUGUGUGUGUGUGUGUAUCUUAGAUAGAGAGAAAUGAGUGUGCAAGUUUUGUUUUAGUUUUUCCAUUCAGAAGAAUACUGAGGUUUGUUUUUCACUAUGUCAGCACAAAGUUUAAAUGAUUAAAUGACCUGACC
Scatophagus argus is the source of this 2938-nucleotide messenger RNA. It is a transcript of the gene fkbp9, whose product is annotated as FKBP prolyl isomerase 9. The coding region runs from base 214 to 1926 and encodes 570 amino acids. The record is from RefSeq and is a predicted model, not a curated record. The transcript is spliced from 10 exons. Gene Ontology annotation, molecular function: calcium ion binding; peptidyl-prolyl cis-trans isomerase activity. Lineage: Eukaryota; Metazoa; Chordata; Actinopteri; Scatophagidae.